AUGAUCGCAAUCAAUCAAAUGCCUCUAUCCUUUUGUUCUAGUUCCGGUUUUAAACAAUUUAUGAGCAUAGUAGAACCAAAUUAUAUAAUAUGCAAGGAAGGUGCUAUCAAACAGAGACUCAAAGGAUUAAAAUCGUCGGUUGAAGUUCUAAUAAAAAAAGAACUUAAUGAUGCCAGGAGUGUAAGUUGUACAUCUGACUGUUGGUCAUCAAUAGCUCAAGAAUCGUACAUAACAGUUACUGCACAUUUUAUUGAUGAUCAAUGGUGCCCAAAAUCAUAUACCCUGACAACUCACAAAUUAGACGAUCGUCAUACAGCUUCAAAUCUAUCGAAUCAAUUAGAAAUUAUUUUUAAUAAAUGGGAAAUCGACCAAAAAAUUAUGGCAGUUGUGACUGAUAAUGCGAAAAAUGUGUUGAAUGCUGUUAAUUUACUGGAUAAUAUUACCGAAAAGGAUGAUUUAACAUGUGCCGCACAUACAUUACAACUUGCUGUCAAUAAUGGCCUAAAAUAUGAUAAAAUAGAUAGCUUAAUUCAAUUAUGCAGUAAGAUUGUUUGUCAUUUUAAGCAUUCGAAUUUAGCUAGUCAGUAUUUAAAAGAUAAGCAAGACCAACUAGGUUUACCAACAGAAAGCUUAAUUCAAAGCUGUAAAACCAGAUGGAACUCUAUAUAUAUGAUGCUUGAUCGACUUUAUAAAAAUAGGUGCCCAAUUUCAAAUGUUCUUGCUGAUCGUUCGUUGACUACAGCAGCAAUGGCACACAAAUUUGAAGUGACAGAGCACCAAUGGACAGAUGUAGAAACGUUAAUUAAAUUGCUUAAACCUCUACAAAUUAUGACCACGGUUUUUUGUGGCGAAAAAUAUUGCUCUAUUUCAAUGGUUAGGCCUCUUAUAAACGCAGUUAUAGAAAAGCAUUUAAAGAAUAAUGUAAGUGAUGAUGAAAUAACUGAACAUUUUAAAACUACUGUAAUUAGGGAACUAUCAGAUCGUUUUAAAUUAUUGUGGUGUCCUUCUAGUGUCGUGUCUGCUAGGCAAAUAGCGUCUUUCCUCGACCCAAGAUUCAAGGACUUAGAGCAUGAAACGGUUGAUGCAAGAGAAGAAAUUCGGACACGGGUUAAAAAUUUGAUAAAAGAAAUAGCUGAAAUUAAUUGCGAUGUGCAAAUUGAAACACUUGUCACUAAACAUCACGGUGCUCUUGAAUUUCUGUUCGGUGAUGAAGUAAAUUGUAAUACAGCUGAUUAUGACAUUCAGUAUCAACAUUACUUGGCAGAACCACAAUUAAAAUUUGAUUUUGAUGCACUAGAAUGGUGGAAGACGCGUGCAUCAAAAUAUCCACUAAUUGUUGCUCUGGCAACGAAAUAUUUAGGGAUACCAGCAACGUCAGUUAGUUCUGAAAGAUGUUUCUCAACCGCUGGAAACAUAGUGACGGCCAAGAGAAGUUGUUUGGCGCCCGAGACCGUAAACAUGCUGAUUUUUCUUCACCAGAACAAACAAUUAUUAUAA
Molecule: messenger RNA, 1497 nt
Organism: Macrosiphum euphorbiae (potato aphid)
Lineage: Eukaryota; Metazoa; Arthropoda; Insecta; Hemiptera; Aphididae
Source: the annotation of a GenBank genome assembly